UCGUGUUGGAGAGGAUGUGACAUCAGGCACAUCUCUCGCUUUGCUGGAUCGCUGGCUGCUGACCAGGGCAGCCAGGGAGCUGCUUCGUUAAAUCCCAACCCAGGUACUCGAGUUUCUGCACGGAGUGCUGCCGGCACCAUGUCCCGGGCUGCUGCAAAGUCUGUUUGACUCAUGCGUGCUGAGCCUGCUUCAUAGAUCACUCUGACCGCUGGGGGCUCACCGGGGACGAUGGAAUUUGAACUCUGGAGACCAACCACAAAGUGAAAAAACAGAAAUUGGACAGACAGAGCUGAGAUGGAUGAUGAGAGACCAAAUCAAAAUGCCAUCAAAUUGCAAGCAGUUGGAGGCCAGGCGUCUGCAAUGUCUCCAUCAAACUCGCUGAUGAGGGACUUUGUUUCAGACUGGUCUCCUCUACAUGAAGCCUCUAUCUGUGGGCGUCUGCUUACUGUGAAGAAACUCAUUGAACAGGGGAGUGAUGUUAAUCUUGUUACAGCGGACCAGGUGUCUCCUCUCCAUGAAGCCUGCCUAGGGGGUCAUGCUGCUUGUGCCAGUGUCCUGUUAAAACAUGGUGCUCAGGUGAAUGGAGUGACUGUUGACUGGCACACUCCUUUGUUCAGUGCUUGUGUCAGUGGCAGUGUGGCUUGCUUGAAUUUAUUGCUGAAGCAUGGAGCCAGCCUACACCCACCCUGUGACUUGGCAUCCCCCAUCCAUGAAGCUGCUAAGAGAGGUCAUGUGCAAUGUGUUGAACUCCUUGUGUUCCAUGGGCUAAAUAUAGAUCACAACAUCAAGCAUCUGGGUACUCCACUUUAUGUAGCUUGUGAUAACCAGCAAGUAAACUGUGCCAAGAAGCUGCUCGAGUCAGGAGCAAAUGUGAACAGUGGCAAAGGCCUGGACUCCCCUCUGCACGUGGCUGCCAGGAAUUGCAAUGUGGAGUUGGUGACGCUGCUGAUGGACUUUGGAGCAGACAUUUGGGUGAAGAAUGCUGAUAACAAGAGGCCAAUGGAGCUGGUCCCACCUGGCAGUCCUGUGGGCCAACUAUUCCUGCAGAGAGAAGGGCCACUGUCCUUGAUGCAGUUGUGCCGUCUGAGCAUCAGGAGGUGCUUUGGGUACAAGCAACAUCAAAAAAUAUCUGGACUUCUCCUCCCGGAUGAGCUGAAACAUUUCCUUCUCCACAUUUGAGCCUUUAAUAUUCAAAAUGAUGCCUUUAACAACACAGCAAGAAACAGGUCCUGCUGCCACAAACCAAAGAGAAGUUAUGACCACUCUAUGCUCUCUUGGGUGCUCCCCUGGAAAUAUCAGCUACCUGAUACUUGUGGGAGCAAGGAUGAGGAGACUCCAACUCUUCUUCCCUCUUGAGCUUGUCCUGUUCCUUCUUGAGCUGUGAACCAUGGUGCAUCUGCAUCGCCUGAGAGCAACAGUGUACCCACUGCCUCCCAUGACGAGUUACCACCACAUAUUCCCUGUGUUGGAGGGGCAGGCCAUGCACUUUGGUGCUUCUGGAGAUCCUUUUCUUUUUCAUUUCACUGUGGAGCACUGUAAGAGUGGGCUGGGUGUGCAAAAAGUGUGAUGACAUUGUUAACACUGGCAAUGACAUAUGCAGAGUCUUCAUCUCUUAAGUAGAGAGACUGGCAGCCUUCAGACACACCAAAGCUUAUUUUGAUAUUUACCGCUGUGCCAGUGUGUGUGGUGCCAGCCUUCCUUUCACAUAUGGGAAGUUAAAGAGGAGGGAUCAAAUGCUGCCUUGGAUGCUGGUAUUUGAUGUAAAUUACAAUUCAAAUCCUCGUCUGGACAACAUGACUGCUGGCUGUAGGUAUCCAGUAUGAUAUUUGAUUCCUUUGUGCUGAUCAAACACAGCACAGUUCUGUUGGUUUUGUGGGACAGUAAAUCAUACCCUAAUGGGACAAAAUGACAAAACCACUUAUGUCUGUAACUACUCUGGUGAUAGAGACACCUGGAAAUGUUCAUUUAUCUGACCCAAUUCAUCACACAUAUUUGAGCCAUGUAAAAAUUAACUGGCUGGUUUAAGAUGACCUUCUAAAUUAUUUCCCUCCUGCUGAGGAAAUAGACAUCUGUCUUUUCAGAGGUUGAAUAGAAUAAACCUAUUCAUGAUGAAGGCGAAUAAACCUAUUCAUGAAAAAAAGGCAUCUUGAAUGGGAAAGGUGGAUCCUUCUAAAAUUAGUAUCUUAAACCCAAUCCCCUGUUUAAGCUGAAGAGGCUGGGAAUGGACAAUGAACCAGUGCUUAAAUAUUGAAGAAUAAAGUGUGAAGAAUCCUUGCUUUGGUGACACAUUGGAAAGCUGAAGAUUCGUCUUAUUAUAUUUGAGAUGAUGGAGAAACAUUCUUUUUACAUACCAGUUUUAUCUUUUACCUUUAGACAUCUUAUUUUGCAACUUCAGCCAAUGGGUUUAUAGGAGUAAUGCUAAUAUCAGAAGAAAGCUGCUCUGAGAAUGUAGUGAGAGUGUUGCUUCCAAUUUGAUUUUCUUCUGGAAAUUUCAUGAUAUGACACUGUUUACUUGAAUUUUCUCUGACCAAGUGUAAUUAGGAUGAAUUCUGUAUGCUCAGCUUGUAUCAUCUUGGCAUAUUUGCUUAUUUAUUUUCAUAUAAACUGUGAUCAACACUGGUGAAUUAUAGCUUUAUGCAUCAACACUUAUCCAGUUAUAAACUGUAAAAGUUGUACAAGAUGCAAACUGAAUAAGCUCAUUAUAGGUGAGGUUUGAAUUUUUUUUCUGUAUUUGAAACCAUUCAAAGUGUAAUGCAGAACUUGAAUGAUUGUGAGGAAUAUAUUCUAUCAGAUUCUUUCCUAUUGUUCUAAUAGCAGUUUAACAGUAAUUAAGUUUCAAUUCUGUAGGGUAUUUUCUCAAAAAUAAAUGGUUUGUACUC
Molecule: messenger RNA, 2879 nt
Organism: Corapipo altera (White-ruffed manakin)
Lineage: Eukaryota; Metazoa; Chordata; Aves; Passeriformes; Pipridae
Gene: ASB9
Product: ankyrin repeat and SOCS box containing 9
Exons: 8
Coding region: 295-1179 (294 amino acids)
Biological process (GO): positive regulation of protein catabolic process; intracellular signal transduction; protein ubiquitination
Molecular function (GO): protein binding
Source: RefSeq, a predicted model, not a curated record